AUGGCAGGUCCGGUCCGAGUAAGUAGAGUCACAGCUGCCGACAGGCGCCAUUUUGAUUUUGUCCAAACUUUGCUCCGUAUUUCCAAAGAGCUCACAGAAGAGGAAACGGCAACCAUGAAGUUGUUCUGCCUGCAUCUGAUCCCUAAAGGUCAGAGGGCACAACUCAAGCGGAUAGUGGAUGUAUUUCACAAGCUGAUGGAACUGGACAAAAUUGACCAGGAAAACUUGGAAUUCAUAGAAGAGAUCUUGGAAAGAAUCGGACGACAGGACCUGAUUCGGGACGUUCUGCGGCGGUUCCAGCCUCCUGACCGAGAGAUUCCGGAAAAUCCAGAACUCCAGCCUGAAAACCCCGAGUUCCAGCCGGGAGCAAGUCUGUUAGGGACGACAGCAGAAGGUGACGUGCAGGGAUAUUUUGACGAUGUCAUCGAAGAAGUCAGCUACAAGUGGGACGACCUGGCCUGGAAGCUGGGAUUUCAUGAUAACGAAAUCAAAGUAAUCCGAGACUUGGAGCGUGACCAUGACCACAGGUGCAGGGAAAUGCUGACCAGGUGGGGAAACAGGGAGGGAAGGGGAGCAACUCUACAGGUGCUGAUCCAAGCCCUAAAGAACAUUGGUGAAACUCGGACAGCAGAGAGCCUAGAAGGACCUACAACCUCCAACACCUACGUGGUUGUGCACGGCACAGUGCGCAUGAUCCAGGAAACUCUAGAUCACCUUAAAAACUGCCUGGCAGCGUUAAUUGGCACGAGAAGGUCACAGGUCAAGUUCAGAGGUUACAAGAAGCACAAGAGCAUCCUGGUGCACUUCUCCAUACCGCGGGAGAUCACGGCGGUGCUGAGGCACAUGGCGGAUCACUCCGACCCGAGACUUGUCUACAUGGGCGUCAAGUCACUGCAGAUCGACGCUGAAGUUCCCAUCAAAGUCCAACAGGGGGCGCCGCUGUAUGUUAUCAAGAGACGACUGCCCGUUGAUGACAUCGAGGUGGGCUGCAGUACACGCACCAAACACCAGAGGGUGCCCCACAACUGGACCCGUCUGUCUGCCCUGAACCUGUUCUCGGACGCCCUGCCGCUCCAUCUGCAGGCAGCCGCGAGUCUGGAGUACCAGGGCUUCUCCUACAGCCUGGUCCGGGCUCUGGUGCAGAAGGACCGGCUCAGAGAACACCAGAUGAGGCAGGCCAUCCAGAACCUCAGGAACGCAGAGGUGGAU
Molecule: messenger RNA, 1209 nt
Organism: Branchiostoma floridae (Florida lancelet)
Lineage: Eukaryota; Metazoa; Chordata; Leptocardii; Amphioxiformes; Branchiostomatidae
Exons: 5
Biological process (GO): signal transduction; regulation of apoptotic process
Cellular component (GO): extracellular region
Molecular function (GO): protein binding
Source: RefSeq, a predicted model, not a curated record